Molecule: messenger RNA, 1661 nt
Organism: Drosophila innubila
Lineage: Eukaryota; Metazoa; Arthropoda; Insecta; Diptera; Drosophilidae
Gene: shu
Product: inactive peptidyl-prolyl cis-trans isomerase shutdown
Exons: 2
Coding region: 72-1409 (445 amino acids)
Molecular function (GO): peptidyl-prolyl cis-trans isomerase activity; protein binding
Source: RefSeq, a predicted model, not a curated record
AAUUUGCGGCUCUUUCUUCAAAAGUGGAAUUUUUCGUCAGGAAAUUAUUUGAUAUAAUAUUCGCAAAUCCAAUGGAGGAAAAAUAUCAAUCCAGCACCCAAUUGCUGAAGAAGCCAUUAUCAUUUGCUGAUCUUAUCGAAGGCGGUGCACAAUUUGAAGUAGAUACCGCGGAUACCAAUAACGCAUAUGACGACAAUAUUAUAGAAGACGAUGAAAUUGAUGAGGAGGAGAUUGAACACGAGGCGCUCGUGUCGCCCUGGACACGAUCUUUUGAUGAGCUGCGCGAAUUAAUGACGCCCAUCGGCGAGCACAUUUACAAGCGCAUUACCCGUGCGGGCGUCAAGGAUCAGGGCCUGGUGCCGGAGAAGGCGCGUGUAUCCUUGCGUUACAGUGCCUACUGGGAGGGCCAGAGUGCUCCAUUUGAUUCAUCAAUGCUGCGCGGCACAAAAUUUGAGUUCGAGACUGGCUGCAACAAGGUCAUCGAGGGACUCGAGGCUGCCGUUUGCACAAUGUAUACUUUCGAGCAGGCCGAGUUUAUAAUCUCAUACAAAUUGCUGUUCCAUGAAAUGGGCUGUCCGCCACGCAUUAAGCCCAAGGCAGAUGGCCUGUUUAAAAUUGAAGUCAUUGGAUUCACGCUGAUUGGCGAUCAGCAAUCACUGGAGAAUAUUGCUCCAGAGGAUCGCAACAAGUUUUCCAUUGUGUAUCCCAAGGCAAAGGAUAUGCACCUGCAUGGCAGGGAUUGUGUCAAGCGCGGCUCGUAUCGCAAUGCUCUUGGUGCCUUUGAAAAUGCCAUCGCAUCGCUUAAUUAUUGCCGCCUGGCCGACGAACAGGACGAGCUGAAGCAAAAGGAGCUGCUGAUUACACUCUACACCAAUGUCAUGUGUUGUAAUAACAAGCUGGCCAGACCCGCAAAAGUGUGCAUUGCCAUGCAGGCACUGCGUCAUCUGACCCACAAUAAUCCAUCCUGCAAGGCGCUCUUCCACGAGGGACGCGCCUUAGCCGCCUUGGGGGAGUAUAAAAGAGCUCGCGAAGCGUUUCUCCGGGCCCAGGCAAAGGAGCCGAAUAACAAGGAGAUCAGUGACGAGAUUAUUAAUAUGGAGCAGCGUGUUAGCAAAUAUAAUGAAUCCAUGCGUCAGAUGUGGUCACGUGCAUUUUCGCAGAAGCACAAAGAGGAAACAGUUAAGAGUACGGAGGAGAAUACUGCAAACCAACAAGUAAAACGAGAUUUCCAGGCGCAACUGGAGGAGUUUGACAAGUCCUCGUUACAAUCGAUUCAAUUGAGCCGCAAAGUGUACACGGACCACGAGUUUGAUGUCCUGCGUCUGCUGGCCACACAGCAUAGCAUGAAAUUGAGCAUGUCACCACUGGAUGUGGAUCAGCUCACUCUCUCCAAGCUGAGCAUUAAGUAAAUAGAGCCAAAUAUCACUAGCGUAGACAAGAGCUAUGCUGACAGAAUUCCAAAGAAUGUGCCUUACUUAUAUCAUAGAUACAAGCAAAGAACUUGUAGAAACCAGGAUUAUCGAAAUCCGCAUAACUUUCAUAAUAUCCAUUAUAUAUAAUUUCGAUUUAAUGGAAUUCGAUUUAAGUUACGUAUUAGCACUUACUGAUAAAGAGUUAUUUCGUAUAUUUUAUUAAAAAAUAAUAAAAAAAAUAAACUGUUA